GGGCACUACGAGGAGUGUCACCAUGGCUCUCGCUGAAACCUUGGAUUGCCCACACCAUCAACUACAUUAGUGAUGUAUGCUCCCAAUCAACGUUCUUGGCCUUUCCAGAUUUACAGAGUAAAUUCCAAUUACCCAACUCUCUUAUUUUUCAGUAUCUACAAUUCAAAAGCAUCAUACACACCAAAAGCUCAAAAAAGGUAAUAUACCAAUGGUAUCUUACCCCACAAAGGCUCUAUCAAAUCUACCCUGCAGCAGACCCUAAAUGCUGGAGAUGUGGAUUUCAAGAUGGCACCAUGACCCACAUUUGGUGGGAAUGCAACGGGAUUAAACCCUUGUGGAAGCAAGUACAAGCAAUCCUGAAUAAAGCGAUAACUAACACACAACCGCUCACUCCGAUGAUGGGACUUCUGAUGCUUUUCCCAACUACAUGGAAGAUAGAAGACAAAAAACUAGCCUCACUUGUCAUACUAGCAGCGAGAAACCUCCUAGCUCUCCAUUGGAAAAGCACCUACUGCCCCUCAAACAAGGAGCUGAUAGAUAAGAUAUACCAAUACUACAGAUAUGAGGUGCUUUCCUCGGGUUCAUACGAGAGGAGGAAACAGACAGAACAAAUGUGGAAACCAUGGCUUGCCCUUAUGGGCCACCCAAA
Molecule: messenger RNA, 649 nt
Organism: Pelobates cultripes (western spadefoot toad)
Lineage: Eukaryota; Metazoa; Chordata; Amphibia; Anura; Pelobatidae
Source: the annotation of a GenBank genome assembly